AUGGCUGGCCUCGGCCCCAUUGAUCUGUCCAUGACGAAUGGUGCAGCGGAGAAGAAACGAGUUGCAUACUUCUACGACUCUGAUGUUGGUAAUUAUGCUUACGUCGCGGGGCAUCCUAUGAAACCCCAUCGGAUCCGAAUGACCCAUAGUUUGGUGAUGAAUUAUGGCUUGUACAAGAAGAUGGAGAUCUAUCGCGCUAAACCUGCCACCCGGCUUGAAAUGACCCAGUUUCACACUGAUGAAUAUAUCGAUUUCCUGUCAAAGGUUACUCCUGAUAACAUGGAGGGCUUUCAAAAGGAACAGCAACGUUAUAACGUCGGCGAUGACUGUCCCGUGUUUGAUGGACUUUUCGAGUUUUGCGGAAUUAGUGCGGGUGGCUCCAUGGAGGGGGCUGCACGUCUCAAUAGGGGAAAAUGCGAUAUUGCUGUCAACUGGGCUGGUGGCUUACAUCACGCGAAAAAGAGCGAAGCAAGCGGCUUUUGCUACGUUAACGACAUCGUCCUGGGAAUUCUCGAGCUCCUUCGGUUUAAACAGCGCGUACUUUAUAUUGAUAUUGAUGUACACCAUGGAGAUGGCGUUGAAGAAGCGUUCUACACGACCGACCGUGUGAUGACCGUUUCAUUUCACAAGUACGGCGAGUACUUCCCUGGCACUGGAGAGCUUCGCGAUAUUGGCGUAGGUGCCGGUAGAUAUUAUGCGGUGAACGUUCCUCUUCGCGAUGGCAUCGAUGACAUCUCAUACAAAGGUAUUUUUGAACCAGUUAUCAAGAAUGUCAUGGAAUGGUAUCGCCCUGAGGCUGUUGUCCUUCAGUGCGGAGGUGAUAGUUUAUCUGGUGACCGUCUUGGUUGCUUCAAUUUGAGUAUGCGAGGUCACGCCAAUUGCGUGAAGUACGUCAAAGGCUUUGGCCUUCCCACAAUGAUUCUAGGGGGUGGCGGUUACACGAUGAGGAACGUUGCCCGGACGUGGUCGUUUGAAACCGGACUUCUUGUCGGGGAUCAACUGCCUACAGAGUUGCCAUACAAUGAUUACUAUGAGUAUUUUUCACCUGAUUACGAACUGGAUGUCCGCCCUUCGAACAUGGACAACAACAACUCGAGAGAGUAUAUCGACAGGAUUCGAACCCAAGUCAUUGAGAAUCUCAAGCGUUCGGCUCAUGCACCUUCCGUGCAAAUGACCGAUGUUCCCCGUGACGCCUUGGUCGACGGUAUGGAUGACGAAGCUGAUGCGAUCCUCGAUGAUUUGGAUGAGGAUGAAAACAAGGAUAAGAGAUUCACGAAACGGCGAUUCGAUCAGUACAUUGAGAAAGACGGUGAACUCAGUGAGAGCGAAGACGAAGAACUUGCAGCCGCGAAUGGCGUUCGCCGCCAGCCUAAUGGCAUCAAAAGGCGUAAUCAAGUCAGCUACGAGAACUUGGAGCCUGAAUCUGGAAUCAACAGCGGUGUUGCUACGCCACGAGAUGCAUCUUCGGUUGCGGAUGACGAUGGGAUCCUAGAUGAGAAAAUGGAAGAUGUAGCAGACACCGAUGUGCAAGACAAACGGUCGCCGACCCCUACCGCAGAGCCGUCAACCCGAUCUGAGUCAAGGAUGGACACAGAAGACACAUCUGUGGUAGACCUGCCUACAACUGCUACUGCUGAACUUGAAGAAAAGGGGCCAGUGGCAUCACCACCAGCGUCAAGACAGGAAUCGUUACAGCCGAAUGGGGUUGGGAAUACCAUGAUGGAUACCACCAUGGAAGAUGUCACCCCCACACAAGAACCGUCCGAGCCACCGACGGCGGCCGGUGAGGCCUUGGUAGCAACACCACCAAAAUCACCACAACCAGAAGAUUCGAACCUAUCACACGCGACUCCGCCUGCAAGGACUGAAGAGCCCUCGACAAAUGCUGAGUAA
Molecule: messenger RNA, 1893 nt
Organism: Uncinocarpus reesii 1704
Lineage: Eukaryota; Fungi; Ascomycota; Eurotiomycetes; Onygenales; Onygenaceae
Product: histone deacetylase RPD3
Exons: 4
Coding region: 1-1893 (630 amino acids)
Molecular function (GO): histone deacetylase activity
Source: RefSeq, a predicted model, not a curated record